CUCGCCGUUUUCCAAAGGCCGGUCGCCGCGAAUCGCCGAGCGAAUUCUGUGUAGUAAUGCGCUGCGUUGCUCUGCACGUGAAAAAGGUGCUCUAUAUCUCGACACCGAUUGGUUUUCCAUUCUCGUACGUUGACAAGUACGCCGAGCAGUGCAGACUCUCGGAAGCCAACAGCGUCCCGCCCGCGGCAGAAAAUUAUCCACGUGUAUGUCGCGUUAAAAGUUCGCAAGCCGAGACCUAGUAACGGUUUCUGGGCAAUUUUUGGGGGGUGUUCUUUCGCUAACGAAAGAUCUGGGCGUCUCGAAACCACCUUCAUCGUUAGAACAAAACGCGUUUCUCGUUUCCCUUCCGUACCUCGCCUGGCGGGGUACCGUCGUCGAGGUUUUGUCGCUCUUGUGUUCGUAAACUUGCAAACGUCAACCCACGAAAACGCAAGCAUCUCAAAGUUUUCACGUCGCGCUCUUGGACCUUCUGACGAAAAGUAUUUCGGCAUUUUUCGUCCGCUUCACUACGGAACACGUCGUUCUCCAGCAGCAGCUUGUCACAAGAAAUGCCGCGCCACCUGUAGUCCAGCCAAGACCCAACUUCAGUCUCAAGACCUGGACGAUUUCUUUCCUUUUCGGAAACUGCAUUUUCUUUCAACCGUUUCCUUCUUUGCUGAAACAACCAGGCUCGCCGUGUUCUCUGCAUCAUGGCGAUUGGAAAAGUCAAGCGUAACCCCGACGCGGGGGUCGCCACUGCUGUGCAGUCGGUCAUCCAACACCAAACGUUCAAGCGCAUGUUGCUUUUCGGACUGCGUUCGCUCGCGGAUUUUUGCAGUCCGUCUAACCAGCUUUACCAGGAAAAUGCCUUGGAUGCACUGGAUCGAGGAGUGCUGUCGGCCAUCCAGACUGCCGUCACCACCUUCAGCGACGAUGACGACCUGAUGCUUUGCGCCUCGCGCGUCCUUUGGGCCAUGAGUGUUGCCAUCAAGGAAGAAAUGGAUCCGGCGCACAUCGCGCGCGUACACUCCGAGGGUAGCCCCGUGAUUGUGGCCGUGGUGAACAGUUCGCCGACGGAUCCGCAGACGAUCGAAGACUCGAUGAACUUCGUUGACAACCUGAAGCGUGCAGGAGCGCCGGUCGACGGGGCGUCGCUGGCAGGGGGGAUGUUGUCGAUCUUUACGAAGACGGCGCUGGACAUGAAGACGGCGAAGCGCGUCACGGCGGCCCUCGCGAUCGCCGCAGAGACGGCGGAGGGAUCGACUGCGCUGUACAACGCUGGUGGCACGAGCGUCCUCCUGACGUACUGUUUGGACCAGGGCGACUUGUCCGACGCCGGAGUCGAGAUGGUUGAGGGCGCCUUCGACACAGUGCGCUACAUGGCGGGAUACCAGUGCACGGACGCGACGACUCUCCCGCAGUGCAUUGCGUUGAUGGACAAGUACCGAGGCCGGAAGAGCGCCUCCGCGAAGGGAAGUUCUGCGCUCGCGGCGAUGAUCGGACCGGAGCAGCUGCAGAAGUGCCUGAACACACUCAAGACGGCGGAGGCAGGCUCGGCGGAGUACGACGAGGCUCUCGUGACCCUCGGCAGCAUGUCGUACAUCAGCUCGUUCACGGACGAGAUUGUGCGCGCAGGUGGUGUGCCGCUGUUGAUCGAGCUGAUCAACUCAGGGCUACCGCAGAUGGAAGGCAAUCCCGAGAAGAUUGCAUCGAUGAUCAGCGGCGCGGCCAAGAUGUUGGCGCGCAUCGCGUCGAAUCCCGUGAACGUCGACGCCAUCGUCCAGGCGGGCGGCGUCGCAACGCUCUGCACGGCCGUCUCCUACUGCACCGAGAGCAUGGAGGCUCUCGGCGCGCUCUGCAUGGCGCUCGUUCCCCUCGCCUCUCGCGAGAGUCUCGCCCACGAGAUCGUCCAGUAUCAGACGUUCGCGACGGUCCUCCCGAUUCUCUACCAGAAUGUGGAGUCCCCAGAGAUCGCGGCACUCGCCAUGGAGCUCGUCGCAACAGGGUCGCAGCACGAGGAGAUCCAGGAGCACAUGCUGCAGAACCAGGCAGCCGAAAUCUGCUCGCUCUGCUGCCAGUACCACACUGCGGAUGCUUCCUACCAACAACAUGCCAUUUCAGCGCUCAACAGACUCGUUCCCCGCCUCACCACGCUGCACGGAGUCAGCGAGUACGGCGGCAUUCAGGGUGUCAUCGCUUCUCUCAACGCCAACGUCAACAACGAACAAGUCGCCCUUCUCGCCGUGCAGCUGCUCGACAACUUCUCAGAAGUUUCAGAUGCGAAGACGUACAUGAGCGACGGAACUUGCGUCGACGCGGUUCUGGCUGCGAUGUUGGAGCACGAAGGCAAUGAUCUGCUGAUCAGCGCUGGCGUCCAUUGUCUGGCGCGCAUCGCGACGGAGGACGACUGCGCGCGUCACUUGAACGUUCUGGACACUGCAAUUCAAACGGCUCGUGGCAACCCCGACGGAGUGUACAGAGUCCUCGCCGCCAUCUCAGGUCUUUCGCGCGUCCCCAGUCUCCGGCAAAUCUUUGAAGAAAAAAAUGCAUCGGACACCAUCUUGGCCGGCAUUUCGUCCUGGAUCGAGUGCUCGCGAUUUGAAGGCCAGAACCGCAUCAUCAAAGCUGCGUUGAAGACGGUGAAAAACAUGAAGAUCAGCGGCGAUGGAGACUUGACGUCUUGCUUUGCCGCUAUGUGCGAUGUUGCCUGUCUCCCGCAAGUGAAGCGCGUGGUUGAGUUGGAGGAGCCAGACAACAACAUCUUGGUCGCAGACACGGCGGCGUUUCGGGACCUCGCGGCGACGAUGCGCAUUACGGGAGCGGAGAAUCUGGAGCGGUGCAUCGAGAGCGUGUUGCGAGUCAUGCGCAAGUACCCCGACAGUCGGCGCGCGCAGCUCAACUGUUUGGAGACCUUGAACUACCUGGCGCAGUGCGACGGCGGCGAGGGCGUCGCGAUUCUUUCGCGGACUGGCGGCCUGAACGCCGUGGUGCAGUACCUGACGCGCGCGCCGAUGUAUUUGGACGCGCAGAUCGCGGGAUUCACGGUCUUAGCGACGAGCGCGAAGAUCGACUCGAACGUCGGGGAGACACUGCGCAAGUGCAACUGUCUGCAGGCGCUGAAGGUAGCGAUGCGGACGCAUGCCAAGUCGAAGGAGUUGAAGCGGACGAUUGCGCCGUUGGUGGCGUUGCUGAUGCCGACCGACGCGCUCGAGACAGAGAUUCAGGAGCUGCUCAACGAGUGCGCGAGCGCUUGCGAGAAAAACAACUUCCCGCAUCUCCACGAAAACUUGGCGGCGCUGAACGAACUGCUGAUCUCGUCGGAGGGCGCGAAGAUCGCCGCGCGACUGGGCAUUGGCGCCCAUAUGUGCAAGUACCAGGAGUACAUCUCCGCUCACGAGCAGGACGCACUCGCCGUGACUGACUACGACAUUCUCGGAAAGGACUUGUUCGACGCCACCGUCAGCGAAUGCGCGCAUGCCAUGGAGCAGGUGGCGUCGACGCGGUCAGGCCGGAACGCACUGAUCAAGGCGGGGAACGUCGCGACACUCAUCAGCCUGUACGAGUCGCUCAAGGCCCCGCAGAGCCAGUACUCGGAGGAGGCUGCGAUCCACUGCCUGGAGGCGCUGCGGAUUUUGCUGAAGAGCGACAAGCGGUCGGCCGAACUUGCGUUCGAGAGGAACUUUGUGAGCACUUUGUGCGUCGGCAUCGACAGCUUCCCGCACAGCGCUCCCGUCCUCGGAGCGACUUGUGCGUGUCUUGCCGCUAUGGCGACGACGCCCGAGCGCGUCCAGAUGCUAACGGCGCAACCUGCCUUCGAGUCGCUGCUCCAGAAGCUCGUGUUUGUCAUUCAGAACGACCCGAGCAAAGACAACAAGCUCGUCGCGAUGCGCGCGCUCCAGGAACUGGUGGAAAUCACCAACGACGCCACGAUGGCGAACAAGAUCGCCGAGGCAGGCGCCGUCACUGCGCUCUUCAGAAUCAUCGACGAAUACGGAGACGACGAACAGCUCACCGUCCAAGCGGCCGAGGUCUUGGCGCUGCUCGGCGCCUUCGAAGAUCUGCGACGCUUCUACGACAACGACGUCCGCUUCCCUGCUCAGGUCCUGACGGCUGCGCUGACGAAGCAGAAGAACAACGAGACAGCAGUGGUGCAUCUGCUGGACGUAUUGAACAAACUGGCGACGUCUGAAGAUCGUGCGGUCCUGCGGGAGCUCGGAGUGAUGGAGCAAGUGGCUGACGCGAUGCGCGUGCAUAGCGAGAGCGAAGCAGUCACGCGUUUGGGCGGCGAACUGUUCGCGAAGAUGGGCGCCGACGAACAGAUCAAGUCGCUGAUGCUGCAGAUCAUCGAGACGGUGGAAAGCGGCGCGGAAGAUACGGCGCAGACGGUGGAUAUUCUCUGCGGCCGACUGGCCGUGUUCCUCGCGGCGCCUCUGGAGGACCCAAGAGACGCGCUGCAGCACACCGAGAAGUGCCUCGGUAGCCUCGUCGCGACUCUCCAGACGUACCCUGGAAGUGAGAGACUCGAAGGCAACGUCGCUCUCGUCUGCAGACGUCUCUGCGACCGGUGCUUCGACGACGCCGAUGACCCGUACGGCGCCUGGGCCGUGGCGGCCUCAGGCAUGCUCGCUCAGUUCGCUGGAAUGGUCGCCGGAGAGACCGUCCUGGCCAACAAGAAGUUCCUCGGCCCUGCGUACCGCACCUUCACGGCAUGCUGCGCGAACGCGUACUGCAUGCCGACUAUGGUCGAGGUGGCGCCGUCGUUCUUGCCGCAGACCUAUACGCUGCUCGAGAUGCACAAAAACGAUGCCGAGACCGUCGCACGCGUCCUCGAGUUCCUCCGGUACUUCGCCGAAGACCCCACCGCUUGCGGACUCAUCGUGCAAAACAUGAGCGGAUCGAGUGGAGACGUUGUGGCCCUGACCGUCUUGCUCAUGCAGCAGCAUCAGAACAACGACGCGGUCGUUUGCGCAGGCAUGGAAUUUCUUGGAGCGCUCGCUUACACUCUCUCUCAGGCUGGAUACGAACCUCUGCCUACGCUGGCGGACGGCUCUGUUCUGCGCGAUUGCGACGCGUUGAUGGGCUCGAACUCUUCGUCGGCUCGUCAGCUCGCGCACAUGCACAUGAUUGAAAAGAUGCUUCUGAGCAAGGCGUACAACGACGCGCUCAUCCAGGAGCAAGCUCUGAAGAAACUGACGAUGAGCUUGAAAGCCGAGGACGACAAGAAGCGCUUCUCAGACGAAGAGCGUGCAGGCCUGUACGCAGCGAUGGCUUGCGUUUUGUUGGCUGCUGGGGGAGCGGGGUUGACCGGGGAGAUGGAGAAGUUCAACGGCUUCGAGGUCGUUCUGCAAGCGAUUGAGGAGUUUGGCGAGAAUCCAACUGUGAUCAAGGAAGUGAAUCGCGCGCUCCAGGGUCUGUCGAUGGCCGACGUCAACAUGACCGCGCGGACUGUGAAAGAGGCUGUGCCGAAGCUCUGCACCGAAGCGACGACUGCGAUCCAAACUGAUGCAGAGUGUGCGGAUACGUUCUGCGACUUGAUGCUGCAGCUCGUGUCGCAAGAGGGGAAUGGGCGUCAGCUGCUGCAGGUGUACGGCUUGGAGGAGACGCUGCAGGGCGUCGAGAACUUGGCUGCGUACUACGGAGAAGACUUUGGAACGCAGCUCAGCGAGAAGGUCGCGAUGAUUCGGCAGGCGAUGGAGGACGACCAGCCCAGAGAGAAGACUUGCAAGGAUGUGUACGACCUGCUCAACUCGCGCGUGCAGCAGGGUCUGUCUGUGGCGAUCAGCGAAGUCGCGAUUCUGCAGGAAGAAGUCGAGUUCCUCGUCUCGCAAAUGGGGAUGUACAAUCAGGAGCAGCUCGACCACCAGACUGCGAUGGGCGCCGACCAUCAGUAUGGCAACAUGGCGUUCGAACUUCUCGCCGCGACUUCUGCAAACGUCAAACUCCUGCAAGCGAACGAAUUCUCCAAGAUGGAACUCGCGCUCAUCAAGGGACAGGCCGACCCAGAGAUCGUCUUGUACGCGGUCAAGGCCCUCACAGCCUUCUGCAAGUUUCCUCCCGCGGCGCAGGACACCGCGCGCAUUCAGGGAUGCCCUGCUCUCGUCACGGAAGCCUGCUCGAAGAUCAACAAGUCCGGUCUCCCCAACGAACGGAAAGAAGAACAUCUGUGCGCCAGAUAUUUCCUUGUUGAGAGAACUGCGAUCAACCGAAAUCUGUAUAACAAGACCCCAAUCAUGACGGAACUCAUCAACUCGUGGAACGACUACGACAAGGGUGCAUACACCACAACACUGCUCAGAUUCGUUUUCCGCGCAAUGCGCCGCGUUGUGUCUGACGCGCAUGUCGAGGAGCUGUUGAAGGCGAACGUCCUGCAGCGUCUGAUCGGCAUCAUCUCGGAUGUGAACGCGGACAUGGCGUUGCUUCCCGACGUCCUGUUCUUGCUUGGAAGUCUUGCAGUGGUUCCGGAAAUCAAGACGAAGAUUGGAGAGCUCAACGGCAUUGCCGCAUGCACAGACUUGCUCCAACGGGCGCUGCCGAAGCCCAAUACGGCGCCAGUGGUGACGAACGUCUGUCUCGCGUUCGCCAACAUUUGCAUUGGACACAAGAAGAACACCGAGAUCUUUUCCAAGCUCGGAGGCCCGGCGCUGAAUGUGAAAGUUCUUAACGACCGCGGUCACGAAUACGACGUCUGCAACGCCGCCUCAGUGUUGCUCUGCAACUUGCUCUACAAAAACGAGAGCAUGAAGAAACUUCUCGGAACCAAUGGAGCACCGGCUGCUCUCGUCAAGGGUCUGUCGAACUACGACGGGUCGGAGGAGAAGACGGCAAUUCGCUGUUUGGAGUCUGUUUUCAAAGCAAUCAGCAACUUGUCGCUGUACACACCGAACAUCCAGCCGUUCCUGGACGCCGGCAUCGAGAACGCGUACAGUACAUGGCUGAGCAACUUGAGUGAGACGUUCCCCGACGCGCAACUGGAGACAGGGUGCCGUACACUUGUCAACCUCGUGAUGGAGAACGAAGAGAACAACAUGCGAAAGUUUGGAGUCUGCCUGCUGCCUUGCAUGGCGGUCGCCAAGCAGGGACGAACAGACACGAAGGCUCUGCUGCUCCUGCUCGACAUCGAGGCCAGUCUUUGCCGUCUGAAAGAAAACGCAGAAGCGUUUGCCGCGAACGGAGGCAUCGAAACAACGAUUCGCUUGAUUCACCAGUUCGACUACGACGUCGGCCUCCUCACGCUCGGCAUUCACUUGCUCGGCAUUCAGAGCGCCGUCAAAGACUCCAUUCAAAGGAUGAUGGACGCGGAUGUCUUCUCCAUCCUUGUCGGAUGCGUCGAGGUCGACGCUGAAGGAAACGAAGUGACCGAUCUCGUCGUCGGUGGUCUGCGAUGCACCAGACGCAUUGUCCGCAGUGAGGAACUCGCUUUCGAAUACUGCAAUGCCGGCGGUAUCGCGACGAUUGCGAAUGUCAUUUGCAAGUCCAUCAACCAGCCGAUGGUGAUGUUGGAGGCUUGCCGCGUCCUCCUCGGACUUCUGUUCUACACAACUCGAAGCCAGGCGGAUCGCCAAGCAGCCGUCGAGGCGUUGCAUGCACAGUGCCAGCAGCGCGCUGAGCAAAUGCAUGCGCAGGCGCAGGCCGACUACGAGGCAGGAGUCGUCUCGGAACCUCCCCCCGAGGAAAUGGAGGUCCCUGAGCCCGAUCCUGAUGAGCUUGCCAACGCCGCCUACGGUGGAUGGUACCAGAUGGGCAUGGACGAAGUGAUGAUUGACGCCAUUCUGCAGGCCGUCUGUGCAUGCGCGGCAGUGGAGGCGCAUGCAAAGCAGCUGCGCCUGCAGCGCGUAUGCCUCGGCUUGGCCGCCUACUUCGCCUCAGAGCAGAUGGGCACCAGCAGUCUGGUCGGCAGCGGCAUCGAGCAGGUGCUCACACAGAUCAUGACGAACUUUGCAGGCGAGGGAACGACUAUGCAGCUCAGCUGCGUCAUCAUCAACUCGAUCGCCAUGACCAGUGGAGACAUGUACGAGGAAAUCAAAACCUCCGCGCUCCUCAGCGCCCUCAAGACCAGCGUUGGCAAGAUGGCGACCAAGAAGCCUGAAGAAAAGGCGCUGAAAGAGACUUGCGCCGCGACGCUCGAAGCCGCGUCUUCCGGCGAGGAUCCCUUCGACGCCUUCAGCAAGACCGUGACUGAACUGGACUUCAAAUUCACAGAAUGGAACGUCGACCCGUACCCCAACGGAGUCCACGAUUUGCCUUCGAACGUCAAGGAGGCGCUGCGCAAGGGAGGGAAACUCAAGGUCUUCUUGCCCGAAAAAGAAAAGGAAGAGAUCAGGUGGCGCAGUUCUCAGGAUCUCAACGUCUUUGAAUGGUGCAUGGGCAACGACCAAGAUUACAACAACCGCAUCCCCAUCGUGCGUAUUCGCAACGUUGCCAAGGGCCUUGUCCACCCUGCCCUGAAAGCAGCAGCGAAGAAGGAGCCGAGAAAAGUUGCUGCGAAGUUCACGAUGUGCUUGUUUGGGCCGCCAAACGACGAUUUCCCCGAGGGCGUUGAACUGCCCAUGGUCGCGAAGAGUCAGAAGGAACGCGACGCAUUUGUCGAGAUGAUGGUGCAGUGGCGUGACGCUGCAACGUACAAUUUUUAAGGGCAGUCUCUGGAGUCCGGCAGCCGCUGCGCCUGAGGACGCGACCGCAUGCUAGUCAACGCCGGACUUUGGGAGCCCAGGGUUGAAGAGCGUCGAAGCUCUGGAGACUUGCGCGCUCGUCGUCUCCGGGGAAGCAAGGGGGUGUGGACCCGUUUCCUUGGAGUUCGGCAAGUGUCGAACUGCGUGGUGAAGCGACUCGAGAGCACGCAGCAUGCAUGCGCGUCGAGGGAGCAAGGAACAGAAGGUUUCGGUGGCAGGCAAAGAAUCCCUGAGUUCGCCGUGGAACUCUGUGAGGGUGUUUGUGAGGAGACCGCGAGGUCUCUUUGGGGGUGGAAAGUGAGUCUCGGAUGUGGAGAACAUGUUUACAAACGAGGUGUAGAGCGGCAUUGUGCAUGCAAGUCGACCGCGACACCGUCCUCAUGCGUGAAGAGAGCGUAGGGGCGCUCCAAAAGAGAGGCCUUCGCUAUUUUUUUGGAAAACAAGCGCCCGCCCUCAUCGAGAGCCCAACGCGUUGCGCGACAGGGACUUUUAGAGAGGAGGAGAUCAGAAAAGAAGAAACGAUGGAUCAAAUGGUGAUUUUCUGUGUGUAUUUUUGGAUUUCUUCCCCGAGAAGGUCCAACCUACUCAGGUGCGGGAGAAAAACGUUGUCCCCGUGAGGUGGAAAAAAUCGCUUUACCGGGUACAUGAAAGAACUAGAAACGAUGGACUUCUGUUGUUUCAAGAACUGUUCGGUCACUCCGCGCGAAGACGCUCAUGCAUCCCAAAUAUAAGCAGAUACAGCGAAUACGGAGGACACAGCGGCAGACGAGGUGGAAUGACGGAACACACACAUCUGUAGAAAGCGAAAAAAAUGUGGAGAGGUGAAGUUUCCAAAAAACGGGGAUCCAAUCAGGUGUUGGAAAAAAGGAUUUUCCUCACCUUCACACACAUUGCUUUCACACUUAGCACCACGCCUAACGGCUUUCGGUAGCCGGAGAACACUGCCGGUCGCAGGGACAAUACAGUUCCUGAAGUAUGUAAAUGUAGAUUCCAAGAGUCGCGGAAGGCCGCGUGCGCUUCUCCACUUGUAAUACUCACUUCAGGCCCUGCCUCGAUUCACCGGACACCGUCGCUUUCUACGGUGGUGCCGUUUCCUUACGGGGAGUUGCGCUUCGCGGGUGUCGAAAGAUGCAACGGCCAACAGUCAGGAUCAGACGAUCAACGCGACUCAGAAACUCAUGCGACAGGGUUCUCGAGCUCUUU
Toxoplasma gondii ME49 is the source of this 9851-nucleotide messenger RNA. RefSeq names its product anonymous antigen-1, putative. The record is from RefSeq and is a predicted model, not a curated record. NCBI's taxonomy places the organism in Eukaryota, Apicomplexa, Conoidasida, Eucoccidiorida, Sarcocystidae. Gene Ontology annotation, molecular function: protein binding. Bases 690 to 8609 code for a protein of 2639 amino acids. The transcript has 20 exons.